AAUGUUCGGAGGGAUGGAGUAUUCUGACAGAUGAGCACCUUGGUAUUUAAGAGCGGGUCGGCAUGCCGAAUGUCAUCAGUUAACUCGAGAUCACCGCAACGGGAACAUCUCCACAAGUGCAGUGUUCCAUUUGGACGGUCAGAGCUAAGGGCCUUACAGUCCAUCAAUUUACCAAGCACAAUAUGCGCGCUUUUGUGGUACUCGCCUGCGUGGCGCUGGCCUACGGCCGGCCCGAGCCCCCGGUCGGCUAUAGCUACUCGGCCCCCGCCCGCGCACCGUCCGGCAGUUAUGGAGCUCCUUCCCACGGAGGACACUCUAGCGGAGGGAUCUCUCUAGGUGGCCAUUCAGGAGGUCUGUCGUUUGGCGGCGGUCAUUCUGGAGGUCUUUCGUUCGGCGGUGGCCACUCGUCUGGAGGACACUCACUCGGUGGCGGCAGCAUCGGCGGUGGCUCAUUCGGCGGUGACUCCGGUUUCGGUGGUGGCUACGCCGGCGGCUACUCCGGUGCUCCUUUGGUUCAAAAGCACAUCUACGUCCAUGUUCCUCCUCCAGAACCCGUCGAGCACCACGCUCCCAGGAUUUCUCCGGUGGCUCCUCCUCAGAAACACUACAAAAUCAUUUUCAUCAAGGCCCCGACUCCCCCCACCCCCACCGCUCCCAUUAUUCCCGUGCAGCCUCAGAACGAAGAGAAGACCCUGGUUUACGUAUUGGUUAAGAAACCCGAAGAACAACCCGACAUCGUCAUCCCCACCCCGGCCCCGACCCAGCCUUCCAAACCCGAGGUUUACUUCAUCAAAUAUCAAACCCAGAAGGAAUCUGGUGGCAUCGGUGGUGGUGCUAUCGGCGGCGGUGCUAUUGGCGGUGGUCUUGGCGGUGGUCUUGGCGGUGGUCUUGGCGGUGGCAUCAGCGGAGGUGACUUGGAAGGCAUCGCUAUCCCCAGUGCCGACGCCGGCAUCGGCGGCGGCAGCGGCCAUGGUGGGGCUAACAUCGGCGCUGACUUUGGCGCCACCGGUGGUGACGACAGUGGAUCCGACGGUGGUCACGGCGGUCACAGUGGUCAGGGUGGUGCUACCAGCUCUCAAUAUGGUCCUCCUGGUCAUGUAGCUGGCCCCCUUCAUUAAAUAUAGAAUAAAUAUAAAAAACGAGUGGUAGCCAGUUCAAAACAUCCUAUUUAUUUAAAUCAUGUAUUUAGGUACAGUGCUAAUAAUACUCGUAGUUUACAAGCAAUGGUGAUUCGAAUUACGUCUACAAGUGAUGAACUGUGCCUGCCACCGCUAUCUGGCUGCCGAACGCUUUGUACAUAGUCUUCCCGUGUUCGUAUGUGAGAUAGUAGCAACGAGACGUAAGUAUAACUGUCUCAUCGCAUCUCAUUGUCAACUUGUUAUUAGUGCACAGUGUUACUGUUACGUUUUGUAUGAUAAAUAUAGUAUUUUUAUUUUUUAUUAAAAAAUGUCAAUGCAA
This is a messenger RNA of Cydia fagiglandana, 1458 nucleotides long. RefSeq names its product probable H/ACA ribonucleoprotein complex subunit 1. The record is from RefSeq and is a predicted model, not a curated record. Bases 183 to 1118 code for a protein of 311 amino acids. NCBI's taxonomy places the organism in Eukaryota, Metazoa, Arthropoda, Insecta, Lepidoptera, Tortricidae. The transcript has 2 exons.